Molecule: messenger RNA, 4007 nt
Organism: Actinia tenebrosa (Australian red waratah sea anemone)
Lineage: Eukaryota; Metazoa; Cnidaria; Anthozoa; Actiniaria; Actiniidae
Product: fatty acyl-CoA reductase 1
Biological process (GO): long-chain fatty-acyl-CoA metabolic process
Cellular component (GO): peroxisome
Molecular function (GO): alcohol-forming very long-chain fatty acyl-CoA reductase (NADP+) activity
Source: RefSeq, a predicted model, not a curated record
UGAGAGUGAAAGUCGGGUCCAGACAAGCGAAAGUUGUAAAAUAUUUCCGACGAAAUCAAAACAGAAUUUCUCCUUAGGGUCCCGCACUUGACGCUUGAUUUGAAAACAUCCUGUAUUUCUAAUAAUACUGGUCUUAAUCGACGAAAGUUCGUCGUGGGAGGCUUUCGCAACUCACCUCAGUUGACUCAACCUGUCGUAAUAUCGUCUUGGCGCGGAUUUUCCCUUGAGAGUGAAAUUAAAAAUUCAAAGAUCUUCGAUGAAGGAUAUACUGUAAAGAACUUCACUGGCAAAGCAAAGUCCAGUCUUAAACUAAAAAAAGGAUCCAAGAUCUACAAACAUGGAAUCAAUAGAAGAUUUCUAUGCCAACAAGAAKGUGUUUAUCACUGGAGCAACAGGGUUCCUUGGUAAAGUUCUUCUGGAGAAGUUACUAAGGUCAUGUAAAGAUAUAAAGAAAAUCUAUGUUUUGGUAAGAGCUCGAGCAGACCUGACACCUCAACAGAGAAUUGAGAAGAUCCUUCAGUCCAAGUUGUUCCAAAGUGUCAGAGAUAUUGCGCAGCUUACAGAAAAAAUUGUAGCCAUUAAAGGCGACAUAGCUGAGCCAGGUCUUGGCAUGUCAGAAGAAGACAGGCUCCUCGUUGUUGAAAAUGUUGAAAUAUUUUUCCACUCUGCUGCUACAGUGAGAUUUGAUGAAGAAUUAAGGAAUUCUUUGCAAUUAAACGUAAAGGGAACUGAGGAGAUGAUCAAACUAUGCAAGGAAGCCAAGAAACUUGAGGUUCUUCUGCAUGUUUCAUCAACUUACGCCAACUGCGACAGAACUGUUGUAGAGGAGAAGAUUUAUCCACCAACUGUUGAACCGGAGAAACUCAUUAAAUCGUUAGAAUGGAUGGAUGAUGACAUGGUGACGGCAAUCACACCUCAUGUGAUCGGCAAAAGACCAAACACAUACACCUUCACAAAGAGUCUUGCUGAGCAUGUUCUGUCACAGCAAGCUGCUGACCUUCCUGUAGCCAUCUUCAGACCAUCGAUUAUCGGCGCAUCAUUAAAAGAACCAAUUCCAGGAUGGGUUGAUAAUUUCAAUGGUCCCUCUGGACUCUUUGUCAUGGCUGGAAAAGGUAUGCUUCGUUUCAUGAAGGGUGACCUUAAUGCCAUUGCUGACAUUAUCCCAGUGGAUACUGCUGCCAAUAUGAUGAUAUGUGUUGCAUGGGAAACAGGAGCCAAAAGGUGGAAGGGUACUGGUAUACCUGUGUAUAACUGUUGUACUGGAACCAUAAAUCCUAUUACUUGGGGAAAACUUGUGGACCUUACAAAAACAAAAUUUUCUAUUUAUCCCAUGGACGAUGUUUUCAGAAGACCAAACUUUAAUUUUGAAUCAAGAAAGUUAUGGCACUUCUACUAUACUUACAUCAGUCACAAGAUUCCCGCCAUCAUUGCCGAUACCUUGUCCAUAUUUAUUGGCAAAAAGCCAAGGAUGAACCGGUUAUACAGCAAACUUGAAAAAGCUACAAACAUCAUGAAGGCUUUUACUACACAAGAAUGGCAGUUUACCACGACAAACAAUUUGAGAUUACUGGAAACAUUGAGUCCAGAAGAUAGACAGACCUUUGGAUUCGACGUCCGUGAACUGAACUGGGAUUCUUACUUUAAAGAUUUCGUGCUUGGAAUAAAGCUGUUUCUCCUCAAAGAAGACAUGAAAAACAUCAACUUGGCUCACAACCGAAUAAGAAAACUUCGUAACAUUCGCUGGAGUAUGUACGCUUUGAUGUUUGUUCUCUUCUCCUGGCUGCUCAUUAAAAAGGUCCCUGCUGUUCGUAUGGCGUCUCUCAAGUUACUCAUGAGAGCUAGGGUCAUCUUCAGAGCAUUGGAGCCCUUUAUGAUCGUCAACUAGACAACCAUUUGGUCAGUAGAGCACCAGACUAAGUAGUUAGGGUUCCUGCUGGGAACCCUCUGGUAUAAUGUUCGUUGAAUUGUUUGAAGUCUUUAUCUUGAUUUCAUGACUAAAAGAGCGUUUUCACUCACGUGGGAAGGCAGCCAUAAACAAUAGAAACUUUCUGCACAGUAUUUGCAUAAAAAUAGAGUUCAAUUCCCGGAGGAUAGAAAAUGUAUUGUUUUGGUACCCCAUAAUGGUCGCUGUGACGUCACGUGAAAACGCUCAUUACUAGUUUAUUACUCACAAAUGAUAACCGCCAUUAAAUAGACCUCUUUAACUUGAGCGCAAUUUUUUUUCAGUUUUAUAUUAUUACUUAAGGUAAAGGGGUUUAUUCGCUCUGAAAUCAAGGGAAAGUUCAAACAAAUAUAAAACCACAGGGUUCCCACUCUGAGAUUCUUAGUCUGGUAGACCCCUGACAUAUAACGUCAAAGCAGCUCAAUACGAGAAUUGGAAACCUAUUGUCAUAUCCUUCAAAUUGAGCUGCAUUCUGACAGACUUCGAGGGGUCUAUUCAUUUGGUAAUAUUUUUAACAUAUAUCGUCUCCGAGGCCCCUUCAAUAGACCUCUUCGGCUUGGGGUAAUGUUUUCCCAUUUCAGACCACAUGUCAUUCCCUUGAGAAUAAGAUUCUUUGUUUGAGCUGUAUCCAUAUUCAUGUGUCUUCUCAUGUGCAACCGAGCGCAAACCUUAAACAAAGAAACGAUACUCUAGGGAAUGUGGUCUGAAAUGGAAAAACAUGUCAGAGCCGAGGAGAUCUAUUCCCUAUUGAGGGCGAGAGUGUUCUCUAAUGUUAUACCUACGUUUAUCGUGAUUCUUGUCGACUAGAACUCUAUAUAGUCAAUAAUAUUUCUUAAUCAUUCUUAUCGCCACCAAUGCAUCUAAGCUUUCCUUACGACGGAGAGAUUCGAUUAUGGUAUAGAACUUUAAUCAUAAGAAAAUAACGAAAGUCGUAUCCCGCACCACCAGUCUCUAAAAAACGCAACUUUUCGAAAGCGGAUACGUGAGGUGUGGAUGGGCCAAAAGGAUUCGAAAGCGCUGCGCGUGGUCUUCUUGAUUAUGACCAUUAGAUCGACCCCUGUAUACUCUCAUGGUCAACCUUUCGUUGUCUAUGGAAAGAAGUGCUAUGCAUGAUAAAAUGAAUCAUAUAUGAUUCCUUUUUAAUAUACCUCUGACCUCCUCAACUUCUAGCAUAUACAGUGUUUGGAGCCCUAUGACUCAAAAUCCCUUGAGAUAUGAAUACGAUGGAACAAUCGCCAUGUUUGUUGAUCUAACAAUGAGAAGCUAGUGAGGAAUGCUUUGUUAUCGUCAACCAACAUGGCGCCUAUGACGUAACAUGCGCAUGCUCUAUAGAGACAUGCGAUCAUGGCCUAAUAAAAAGGCAUACCACGCUUAGAGUUGUCUGGGUCAGAUGAACAUCAACACUAUAAUAUUAUUAAUAAUUCUAAUAUAUAUAAUUUUAUUAUUAAUAAUAAUUAAUAGACCUUUUUCUAGUUCCUAAAAUACCGCUGUGUUCCUUGAUUACAGGCUCAUUUAUUCAGGCUUAGCCUCGAAUCAGUGUAAUUAUUCGCAAAUACCAACGGCAAAGUAAAGAAUGCACAACUUCAAAAAUACAAACACUUUAAAUUUCCACUGAGCUUUACUGGAACGCUUGAAUAUUCUACACUAAAUCGAAGCUCACCCUGAACAACAGGGAACUCAAAACUAGAGUUUUUUGAAUUUAGCCCGUUUAAGGAUUUUCCCGAUACUACAACAUGACACCACAGAAAUCUAGCUUGGGCUACCUGUGUCAAAACUUGAGUCUUAGUGCGCUUUCAGAACCGAUUGGUCUGCGCGACCAGUUCUGAAAAGCGUCAGUUCUUAGAGCUGGAUGUGAUUUAUUUGAGAACUUGCCGCUUGGACCGAUCGUUUUGACUUGAUAGGAAGCGCCCUUAGAAAAAAAAAAAUCUUUUUGAAUUUCAAACGAUAUAGAUAAUUAAUAACUUACUAUUCAAAAUUCAAUACAAUUUAUCAAACAAUCUUGUUACAAUCAAUAGAUGCAACUAAAAAAWAUAUAUUAAUAAUAUUAAAUAAGUAGAAAAAGUUU